Lolium perenne is the source of this 4137-nucleotide messenger RNA. Its product is annotated as MEIOTIC F-BOX protein MOF. The record is from RefSeq and is a predicted model, not a curated record. Gene Ontology annotation, molecular function: protein binding. NCBI's taxonomy places the organism in Eukaryota, Viridiplantae, Streptophyta, Magnoliopsida, Poales, Poaceae.
GACUAGAGAUGCUCUUCAUCAAAAAACUAGCUAUGUGGCUACACUUGUGGUUAAGGGGCCGAGAUUCGAGGGCCGAGAUUCGAUCAUGCCAAAAAACGGAAUCAUACUCAUGGUGUUCAAGAGGUCGAGGUGAACGCGCCAAGAAACAUGAUGGGAAUUCCACCUAGAGGAAAACUCCGAACACAGCCUGCGACUGAGAAAUUCCCACUUGUCUCGAAAGAGAGGACUUCUACCAAGAGAAAGCCCUGAGAGCCCAUGGAAAACGUCCGGUUGGCACCGGUGUGGGAGCCGGUCUGUGCCGGACAAGCCGGUGAGGCAGCCGGCGCCACCGGGCCAAACAUGAAAAAAUGGUUUAAAAACCAUGAUAACUUUCGCGUAUGGACUCUGAUUUCGAUGAUCUUGGGCUUGUUGAAAUCAGAACAACAAGCCCUACAACUUUAUGCAUAGAAACAUCAUUGUACACCCACGGAGUAAAAACCACAAGAUGAAUGUUUUGACUUAUCUAUAAAAGAGACACCGGUAAAAUCUCCAAGCUCGAAAACGCAAUCGAAGAUGCAUAUGGAUUCCGUUUUCGAUGAACUUGGGCUUGUUGUGAAGCUAGCAACAAGCUCAAGAACCUCACAUAGAGAAAUAGCUUCACAACAAGCCCAAGAACCUCACAUAGAGAAAUAGCAAGAAGCAAUAAGAUUUAUUGAACGCAAAGCUUGUAAAGGGCUGAUGUCCCUAAGACGAUGUGAUCAAGUUACCCAACUGAAAGCCUCUCUUGAUAGUGCGGCUAUCUAUUCUAUAAUCCGGUCUCCCAACAACCACCUUGAGACCGGUAAAAGGAAAACCUAGCAAGGCCAUACCUUUGCCUUGCGCAUCCCGCUUGAUCUCGAUGAUAACUCUUCAAGCUCCACUCAAGCCGGAAUGCCUUACUUGAUCAUUGUUACUUCGUGAAGACUCACAAAUGCUCCCCAUACACCAUGAUGGGAAAGCUUCAUUGAUGCACAUCUUCACAUGUCCAUUAUCACCAAAUGAACGGCAAACUUCAAGCAUAUGAUCCUCUUGAGAUGCUCAUCUUGAACUUGCCCAACUCAACGUUCAUGACGAUCACCACUUGACGUCAUCCUCUCAUGGGCUAUAUGAGAUCUCACUUUUGAUGCAUGCCCAUGAAAAGAUACCUAACCCACAUAGACAACACAAGGGAACAUAUAUGAUGGGUUAGUUCAUAAAGCAUAAUUGACACGGAAUACCAUACCACAUGACUUCUCGUGGCACAUUCUUCAUGCUUCAUGUGUUGACCAAUCUUGAAUAUAUUCUUCACUCUUUGUAUUGGUCAACCUUGUAUCUUCUCAUGUUCUAUCAUAUUAUCUUGAGAUGUAUAAAUAAUUCUUCAUUUGUUUGCAUGCUCUAAAUCUUAGUCAACCAUAGCUCAACUCAUAAGACUAUCAUGACACCGACUUAGAGCCAUAACUUGAAUUCUUCACUUGGAAUCAAGCACUCAAGAUCUUGAUCAUUCAUUGCUUAUCACAUAAGCUAGAGCAUGGCUAAUAUUGAGCUCCACAUAAGAACUCCUUCUUUAUUUCUUCUUCUUGAUCAUAUCACAUAUAUGUCUUCAAAUCGAUGAUCUUGAUGCCAAUACUCAAGGUAUAUCUUUUAUCUUUAUGGCAUCCAUACUUGAAUCCAACACAUGAACUUCAUAUAAACUCAAUGAAAAUAUUAGUCCAUAGGGGUUGUCACUAAUUACCAAAACCACACAUAGGAACAAUAUACCCUUAUAAGAAGAAUCGUCUCCGGUCUCUAUAGUACUUGGCAGUAUACACACCUUCACCUGAGUAGAGGAGGAUGUAGGUGAGGCGGCUGGAUGCCCAUAUGUGCCACCGUGUAAGAAAUGAGAAGUUGGCCAUCCCGUGCAUGAUAUACCUAUAGUACUAGCAUAUAACCACACAUCUAACCUUCCAGCCAUGAUCCAACUAGGAUCGAGCGACGAAAAGGAUUAUGUGUUAUUCCCUUCCUAAUGGUGUCUGUGUUGAAGAACCUUUCGCGUAGUCUGUCUUGUUACCAAUGAUGCUGAUUGAUCAUUGAUGGGUAUGAGUGAUGUUGUGUACCUUUGGUUGCUUCACUAUGGCAUUUAUUCUUUUCUUUUUGUGAUAAUUUAGUUGUGUGCAUCAUCCAUAUAUAGGAUAAUCUUGAUAUCCUGUCGCUCGAGAGGCCACCCUUCUCAAUAGAUUUUCCCAUUUUUCUUUCUAGACUUUGAACCAGAAACCCUGGAUCUGGAGGAGUGAACCGAACAAACCCUCGCGCCUGCACGUAGCCGUUCUCCCGCUGCCUGAGUAGCGGCGCACACCACCUGUUCGACGGAACACCGCCCAGAACAGAAGCGUCAUCCAUGGCGAGCGGGGUGGAUCGCAUCAGCGCCCUGCCGGAGGACGUCCUCCACCACGUGCUCCACUUCCUGCCGGCGCAUGACGCGGUGCGGACGUGCGUGCUCGCCCGGCGCUGGCGCAGCGUCUGGCGGUCCGUGCCCGCCCUCCGCUUCACCGGCACCAAGGGGUGGGACAGCGCCGACAGGUUCGUCCAGUUCGUCGACCACCUGCUGCACCUGCGGUGCGCCGGCGGCGGCGGCGGCGCGCCUCUGGAUUCAUGUGAUUUCGAUUUCGAUGCCGACGGGUUCAUGCAACUGCCCGCUAACGAGCGGCACGCCAGCCACUGGAUGUGGCAAGUUGUGCCCCGUGCCCGGGUCCUCCGGCUUGGUGUCAUCGAGUUUGACCAGGAACCCUCGCCGCUCUCUGAUCUGCAUCUGGUUUCACAGCACCUCACGAGGCUAGAGCUCGUUGGCGUCCGCGUCAACGACAGCGUCGUUGAUUUUUCAGGCUGUCCGGCAUUGGUGGAACUGCGAAUGGAUGUCUGCGAUGUUUUUGUCAACCAGCUGGUGUCUCCAUCGCUGAAACAUCUCCACAUGGCCCGCUGCUAUAGUUUUGAUCAUGCCCGCAUUCUAAUUUCUCUACCGAGCCUCGUUUCGCUCGAGUUGAUUGAGUGCCAAGGAAGGAUUCCAUUGCUCGGAAGCUUGCCGUCGUUAGAACGAGCAGUUGUGGUACUCAACGGGAUCUGUAGUGAUCGAUGUUCAAAUGACCGGUUUGAUUGUUGUGGUAACUGUGAUGGUUGUCGUGAUUAUUACGGGCCUGGUUAUGACCGUGACAGCUGCAUGUUUCUCAAAGGUUUGUCAGAAGCUACAGACUUGGAGUUGUCAGCUUAUUCUGAUGUGAUUGUUUUCAACAGGGAUUUGAAGUGGUGUCCUACAUUUUCCAAGUUAAAGACUUUGUCCCUCAACGACUGGUGUUUGGCUGCUGACCACAAUGCAUUGAUUUGCUUCCUCCAACACUCACCAAUUUUGGAGAAGCUUACUAUUAAACUUUCUAAGGUACGUCCAUAUGUAAUGGAAACAGAAGGCAUAUACAAACCAAUGGGACAGUCAAUUGCAUCUGUCUGUCUUAAGAUAGUUGAAAUCAAAUGUGUAUAUGUUGAUAGGAGUGUUCACAAAAUUCUGAAGAUCCUGACUACUUAUGGCAUACGACUUGAGCAAAUUUAUAUCCAACAUACCAACAAAAUUUCUGGAUCUGGAUGUUUCAGUUUUGUCUGUAAAUUAAUUGUGUGUCUUCCCUUAUCUUUGCAGGUUUCAGUUUUGUCUGUACUGGUUUCAGCGAAAACUAGAGGUAUGACGUCCUGCUGUGGGGCUACAGGAAGAAGCCACUCGUGGCAGCUAUCUGCAUUGGAGGAGAGGUACUCCACCACAUUCAGUGAGCUGUUCACAAGCCCUUGUUGGUCCCCCACUGCUGCUCCUCGUCGUUCCAAAGCCUUUCCCGCUAAUGGUUUUGUACUCCAAACCAGACCAUUGCAGUGUUUGUUCUGUGUUGUUAGGGCUGCAGGCGGCACUGGCAAAGUGACCCGCAAACGCAGAACCAUGCAACCCUAUGUGUUGGGCAAUGCUUCUGAUUGAUGUAAGAAAACCAUUGCGCUAGUUCCAGUUAAAGAAUCCCUCAAUUUCCAAACUGGGCUAAUGUAUUGGCAUGUUGCUAAGAAGCAGAUAAAGUUGCUCGGAAAUGCAGGAAUGAAAACACUUGGCUUAGUUUGGCAACAAAGUUUUUCUAAACUGAA